This is a messenger RNA of Eutrema salsugineum, 1095 nucleotides long. RefSeq names its product hybrid signal transduction histidine kinase E. The transcript is spliced from 5 exons. The record is from RefSeq and is a predicted model, not a curated record. The coding region runs from base 73 to 1056 and encodes 327 amino acids. NCBI's taxonomy places the organism in Eukaryota, Viridiplantae, Streptophyta, Magnoliopsida, Brassicales, Brassicaceae.
CAGCUAAAAAGUUUUUGCGCUUUCAAAUAAACAAUAAAAAAAAACCAAAGAAGAAGAAAUAUUUCGUUUCCCAUGGCUCUGCGAGGAGAUGAGCAUGAGUUUAUGAACCUAAGAGAAUGGGAUCGACGAGCUCGAUUAAUCCGCGAGAACCCGACUUCUAGAAGGUUUUCAGCUUCAUACGUUGGAAGCUUCCGAGAAGAUCAUCACAAGUCUUCUUUUAGAACAAACUUUAACAACAUCUCUAGUACUGUUUCUUCUCCUGGCUACACUCUCAAAGAAGAGAUUGACCCAUCAACAUAUUCCUUCACCAAUGCUCUCAAGGCGUUACAAGCAAAGGCUAUGUUCAAUAACAGAGAAUGGUUAACACAUGAAGGGUUUGCGUUGAAUUCAAAGUGGAACGAAGCAGAGAAAUAUAUCUGCAACCCAUUGUCUGGAGAAGUUCCAAUGGAGUGUUUGUCUUCUAAAACAUUAAGUGCAAGAUCCUUCAGAAACUUGACCACCAUGUCUGCUCCUCUUCACUUCACUAAUCCCAAUCCAUUGAUGAACAUCGGUCAAAACAAACCCCAUAAUAAUCCAAACGUUAGAGUCAUUCACGAGGAUCUUUAUGCUCCUGAUCCUGUUCUUGUUCGAGCAGAAAAGAAAGUUGUGGGGCCAAAACGAGAUGUGGGUAUUCAGAGUACGUCGGUGGAUCUUAGCUCCGGUAGCCCUAGCCCGGCAAUGACGCCUCCGAUCAUGGAACGUUCGCUCAACCGACACGUGGAAGCUAAUGACUCGCCCGUGGAUUUUAAUCUCAAAUUAAAAAGUCAACAAGAGGAUGCGAAGGUAGAAGAGAAAGAGAAGGAAGAAGAGAAGCAGGAGAUGAGUAAAGAAGAAGAAGAGCAGCAAGAGAUGAGUGAAGAAGAAGAAGAGAAGCAAGAGAUGAGUGAAGAAGGGAAGAAGAAGAAAACGAAGAGAGGAAGUGGAUGCUUCUCAUGGGUGAGAUCAAGACAAAGACAAACAAGAAAAUCAAAGUACAUCUUCCCAAUUUGUGUUCCUCAUCUUGUCAAAGGUUGUUGAACAAACCUUCAAAACCCGAAAAAAAAAAAAAAAACAGAA